This is a messenger RNA of Zeugodacus cucurbitae (melon fly), 558 nucleotides long. RefSeq names its product U6 snRNA-associated Sm-like protein LSm8. Gene Ontology annotation, cellular component: precatalytic spliceosome; U4/U6 x U5 tri-snRNP complex; U6 snRNP. The transcript has a single exon. Lineage: Eukaryota; Metazoa; Arthropoda; Insecta; Diptera; Tephritidae. The record is from RefSeq and is a predicted model, not a curated record. Gene Ontology annotation, biological process: mRNA splicing, via spliceosome. The coding region runs from base 198 to 488 and encodes 96 amino acids. Gene Ontology annotation, molecular function: RNA binding.
UUGAUCAGAUCAAUUAUCGCAGUAGUUCCGGUUUCCUAGACCCCACUGUCAUAUGGGAACGGAAUGAUUGCAAUGCAACCGUUUAUUGUGAGCUUAUUCUAAAAAGCAAGAACAAGCAAAAAUCUAAAAGUCAAAUAUUGUUUAUAUUUUUCUUGGCGGAACUGUUGACAAUAUUGUAGCAAAAUUAAUAUCUCAAAAUGGCAUCAGGAUUGGAGGCCUAUAUAAAUCAUACAGUGUCUAUAAUUACCGCAGAUGGGCGAAAUUUUAUUGGUACACUAAAAGGCUUCGAUCAAACAAUAAAUGUCAUCCUCGAUGAGUCGCAUGAGCGAGUCUUCUCUACUACAUCGGGCAUCGAACAAAUUGUGUUGGGACUACAUAUUAUACGUGGUGAUAAUAUAGCUGUAAUUGGUCUCAUAGAUGAUCAAAUUGAUUCACGGCUUGACUUGGGUAACAUACGUGGAGAACCAUUAGGUCCAGUAGUUCAUUAAGGAUUAUUAUCAAUUACAUACAAUAAUAAAGAAAAUACUUAUUCCCAAUUAAAUAAUAAAUCUUUUAUUA